Notodromas monacha is the source of this 2683-nucleotide messenger RNA. Lineage: Eukaryota; Metazoa; Arthropoda; Ostracoda; Podocopida; Cyprididae. The record is from the annotation of a GenBank genome assembly.
GCUCAAGUUCUGCUGAAAUUUAAAUCAUGCAGACCAUUGAAAAGUUAAUCUGCUUAGUUCUCCUUUUUUCAGCAGCAUGUGGACAAGAAAUUAUGAAGCAGUGAGAACAACACUUGCUGAUGGACAUGGAUAUGUAUCAGCAGUCAUUGACUUGUCCAAGUGCACCAACAAUGUUCCAGAACCACCAACACUUGUGAUUGUCACUGAGCAAUUCAGGACCUGGAACAUCAUCAAUGUGCAAGCUGAUCCAACUCAAAGCUACAUCACUAGUGACCAGUUCUUCUUGGAUGGCAAGACCAACCUCCAAGCAAAUGACAUCACCACAGUGUCACUCCAUAUAAUCAGUGGGCUUGACCUCUCAAGCAUUUUUGAUGUGGUUUAUGAAUGUGAAAUGGGACCAACAGGGGGAGCCACAUACUUUGUGAGGGAUGCUGCUGUUGAGUAUGAUGAUUUGAAUGAUUACAAUUCACUGAAAUCUGCUUUGGUGAUUGGGAGACACAUUUUUGCCAUCUUGGAUCUGGGACAAUGUUCACCAGCAAUUGAAGGAGCUGUUGUGCAAGCUGGGUUCUACAUUGAUGACUGGGAGGUUUACAGGGAUGGGUCAACUGAUGAAGUCCUGGAGAUCUUUUAUCCCUACAAGUUCAUCCACACUGGAGAUGGACAAGGUAGUGACUAUGGAAUCACAACAGCCAUGGCUUUCAUCAGGGGAGACCAAGGAGGCACAGUCACCAUUUCCAAUGCUCUGCUGGACCUGAUGCAGUUCAACAAUGAGUCUCCUUACCAGGAGUUCACUUGCCAACUUGGCACCUCCAUGAAGUUCUAUGCUCCACAUCUUGACAUUGAAGAGGCCACUUAUCAGACUUAUCAGCAAGUCUUGGAUGGUCUGAUUACUGCCCAUGAGUUGGAGGCAAUGAUCUUUGGGAGGUACUGUGAGUGGGAUGGAGAUGAUGACCAGUUCAACAUUAUCUAUGGUCACAGGUUCUACCACUAUGACUGGCAAGGACCUUCAGCACCAGGUCCUCAGAACUACAUCGAGUUCCAGGAUGCUUUGAUAGCCCCAACUGGUGCAUUUGUGGAUGAGGAUUACAGAGUCCUGGAGGAUGACACACUAGUCUGGAAUCUCUACAGGGUUGACCCAAUCACUGGAGAGCAGACCAGUGACCGUGCAAUUUGCCCACUUGGAACAGGAGCACUUUUCAGAGCUGAACUGGACCAAAGGACUGAGUUGACAACAUUUGAUGAAAUUGAGCAAGUGAUCCUCCAGGGAGGGCAUGUGAAUUUUGAAGUCAUUGUCCCAGAAUGCAUUAGUAAUGGUGAAGUCACAGUUCCUCCUCCAGGGAUCUUUGGAGGCAGUCUCCUGCAGACUUUGGACAUUGAUGAAGGAAACAAUGUUGUGCAGAGUUUCCAGGAGAUUCAGUCUAUCCUGACAAGUAACACAGGCCUCAUAGCAGCAACUGUGGACAUCACCUUGUGUACAUUUGUGUCUGGAGAUCCACCAGUGAACACUUUGAACACUUCAAUAAAACAAAUGAGUGGUAGUAUUGAGAUAGGUGAUCACCAAGGACUGCUUGAUGCCCUGGCCCAAGGCAAAGAGGUCUUGGUGGUGGCCAACUUCUCUUCUUGUGACCAUAACAGUGAUCUUGAGGCUGCUGGAUUCUCCAUCACUGAAUGGAAUUUAAUUUACGGUGGGAUCAUGAUCUACCAUCCCUGGACCAUUGUGCCAAAUCCUGACGACAAUUCAAGGGCAGCUGUUCAAAGUGCUGUGAUCAUGUCAGACUCCCUCUCACCUGCAGCAGCAAUUUUGGUACAGUUGAGAGAAUAUUAUUACCCUGGUGAUCUAUUGCAGUCAAUUUCCCUCACCUGUCUGAAGAAUGAAGGCAUCAGGUUCUUUUCAACUCCAGGGAAUGAAACCACAUAUGAGACCUACACUGAGGUCUUUGAGGCCUUGGGUAGGGCAGAAGACAUCACCAUGGUGGUUGAUGGUUUUCAAUGCCAAUGGGAUAAUGAAGAAAUCAUUGGUUUACCACUACAUAGCCACAGAAUAUCUCAUUACAACUGGUGGGGACCAACUGCUUCAGGACCACAGAACUACUUGGAAAUAAUGGAUGUUUUCAGCAAUUUCCACAACCUGGUCACAGAAGAUUACAAGAUUCUAGAAACAAAUUCUUUGGUAUGGACAAUGCACGUACUUGAUUUGGAAACCAAUGAAGAAAAUGCGAAUAGAGGCGUUUGUCCUCUAGAAACUGCAGUGCAGUUUUACACCUCAGGGAUACACAAAGUGGAAUUGGAAAAUUUCCUGGCCAUUGAAGAAGCUGUUCUUCAGGGAAGACAUAUUUCCUGGGAAGCUGAUUUCACUGAAUGCACAGGGGACCAAUUGGUGGGGUCAGCCAAAAUGGGAGGAAUCCUGUUGCAGACAUAUGAUGUCAACACAGACUCUGAUGGGAAGCUCUUCUAUGCAGCUGUUGUUGCUAAGGAGAAGAAUCAAUAUGAUGGGAGGUACUACUGGACAUCAACAGACAUCAUCAUCAGCAGCUCUGACAACUUGGUCACAAUCAGACCACAUGUUUAUGACCCAGACACAUGGGAGAAUAUUUACCCCAGUGUAACUUAUUAUUGUGUGCUGGGAGAUGCUGCAAAGUUUUACACUUGAAUGACAGAAAAUGUAAAUGAGCUUCUGCUGUAA